Trifolium pratense (red clover) is the source of this 873-nucleotide messenger RNA. RefSeq lists its product as uncharacterized. The record is from RefSeq and is a predicted model, not a curated record. The transcript has 2 exons. Lineage: Eukaryota; Viridiplantae; Streptophyta; Magnoliopsida; Fabales; Fabaceae. Bases 149 to 640 code for a protein of 163 amino acids. Gene Ontology annotation, molecular function: zinc ion binding.
GCACCGUUUUGUCACAUAGUGUGGUAUAAUAAUAUUAAUGUUAUUUAACUUCUUAUAUAGCACUCAAUUAUCAUCCAACACUCAAAAUUAAAAAGCAGGCUAAAGUUAUUCAUAUGUGAUAUUUGUUCGCAAAAAAGUUACUAAAACAAUGACUUCGAGUGGAAGUUCUUCAUCCCAUGAAAUUCAUGGUGCUCCUACAUGCAAUUGUGAAAAAAGGUGUGUCAUAUUCAUAUCAAGUACAGCUAAGAAUCCUAACAGACGUUUCUUUGGAUGUACAUAUUUUAAUGAGAAAAAUACACCAAAUUGUAACUAUUUUAUGUGGGAGGACGAAUUCAUUGCGUCCCAGGCUAGAAUGGUUCAGUUGAAAGAAACCGCGAUUAUUAAUCAUUACGAGAGAGAUAUGGAAGCCAUGAAAAUUCAGAUGAAUAGGGAUCUUGAAGCUAAAAUCAAUCAGUUGGAGAAGGAUAUAUUAUUGGCGAAGGACAUAUUAGAGCGGGAUAUUGAAGCUGUGAGAUUUCAAGUGAAUGAAUCGCGAGUGACGAGAAUGAAUUGGAAACAAUAUGUUGGAAUGUUAGGGCUUUUGAUUGUGGCUUUUGUUAUAUUUUUUUGCAUUUGGAAGUACACAAAAUUGUCUAAGUAAUUAUGUAUUGGGUUGUUUUACCCUUGGUUUUUGCAGUUUGCAGUGUUCCUCAUUUAUUGUUUUUUCUUUUAGCUUGUAGUUUUGUUUUUCCCUUCUUUGUAAUAAUGGGUUUGAGUAUUUCAUGUACUAUUUUCAUGUCACUUAAAAAAAGAUUUGCAUUAUCAUGUAUGUAUUUUGUUUGUAAUCAAAUGUGUGCAAUGUAAUGAAGUGGACAAUAGUCAAUAGUGAUCAAA